GAUGAUGAAGAUUCAAACUUGCUAAUUCUCAGCUACCCGCAGUACUGUCGAUACCGUUCCAUGUUAAAGCGCAUUCAGGACAAGCCUUCCUCAGUGCUAACGGACCAGUUUGUUUUAGCCCUGGGUGGCAUUGCGGUAACAAGCAAGAACCCCCAAAUCUUCUACUGUCGGGAUACCUUUGAUCAUCCAACUCUCAUAGAAAAUGAAAGUAUAUGUGAUGAGUUUGCGCCAAAUCUUAAAGGCAGACCACGCAAAAAGAAGCCAUGCCCACAGAGAAGAGAUUCAUUAAACGGCAUUAAGGAUUCCAACAAUAAUUCCGAAAGCAAAGCUGUUGCCAAGGUAAAAUGUGAGGCUAAGUCAGCUUUGCCCAAACCCAAGAGUAACAACAGCAACUGUAAAAAAGGCUCAAGUGAGGAUAAAUCAAAGAUUGCCGUAGGUGAAGAAUGCAGAGCUGAUGAGCAGGCUUUCCUUGUGGCACUUUAUAAAUAUAUGAAAGAAAGGAAAACACCAAUUGAACGAAUACCCUAUUUAGGUUUUAAGCAGAUUAACCUUUGGACUAUGUUUCAAGCUGCUCAAAAACUGGGAGGAUAUGAAACAAUAACAGCCCGUCGACAAUGGAAACAUAUUUAUGAUGAAUUAGGUGGUAACCCUGGAAGCACAAGUGCUGCUACAUGUACUCGCAGACAUUAUGAAAGAUUAAUCCUGCCGUAUGAAAGAUUUAUUAAAGGAGAGGAAGAUAAGCCACUGCCUCCAGUGAAACCUCGAAAACAGGAUAACAGUUCCCAGGAGGGUGAAGCGAAAACAAAAGUGUCUGGAACAAAACGCGUCAAAAAUGAAAACCAAAAGAGCAAGAAGGAAAAAGAUAACGUGCAGAAACCCCAGGAUGCAUCUGAGGUUUCAUCAGAACAAGAGAAGGAUCAAGAAUCAGUAGACCAGAAAAAUUUCCCUGAACAUCCUACAGCAGGAGAGAUGAAACAACCCAUGCAAGGGCCCCCAUCUCUUUCAGCAGAGGCAGCUUGGCCACUACCUCUUGAAAAGACAGACUUGACAGAAAGCAGCUCAAAUGGUGAGAAAGCCAAGGAGGAAGUCCAGCACUCGUCCUCUUUCUCAAGUAUAUCGAUGCCCUUAGAGGAGGAGACCAUGCUGGAUGCCAGCAUCACCAAGCGGUUGCACCCCUCGGCAGAUGCCCUGGAAGACACAAAGCCAGAACAAAGAUUACACAAAGCUUUUACUGACAGCCUAGAAAGUGACCCUCCAGAAAUGCCCUUCACGGCUUUCCCGGUCCAGCUGCCCGCUCAAAGCGACAUGGAAGAUGACAAAUUGCCAGAGAUGGCCGAUUACAUUGCAAACUGCACAGUCAAAGUGGAUCAGUUGGGAAACGAAGAUAUCCACAACGCACUGAAGCAAACACCCAAAGUGCUGGUGGUCCAGAACUUCGACAUGUUCAAGGAGAAGGAGCUGCCCGGUUCCAUGAAUGAUGAUUCCACUUUUGGUUACACCCCGCUCCUCUACUCGAAGGGCAAUCCAGGCAUCAUGUCACCCCUGGCAAAGAAAAAACUGCUCUCACAGGUCAGUGGGGCCACCUUGUCUUGUAGCUAUCUGUAUGGCUCUCCUCCGCCUUUGAUUAGCAAAAAGAAACUAAACAGCAGAGAUGAACUGUCCUCAAGCAUAUCACAAGGUCCCCACACCCUUAAUUCGGAUCCUGUAGCAAUUAAUAGGCCAUCAGUCAUACAACACGUACAGAGUUUUAAAACCAAGGAAGAAAGGAAAUCGAUUAAUGACAUUUUUAAGCAUGACACGCUAAGUAAACCGGAUCAUCAGCGCUGUGAUUUUUCAAAACAUCACCUCAGUUCUCUUGCCGAGUCGUACGUACCGAAGACAGAUAUCCAGGACUGCAAAGAUAAAAUGAGUGAGAAAAGGGCACUGCAGCACUCCCAUGUGCCCACUUUCUUGGCAGAUUUUUAUUCAUCACCUCAUCUGCACAGCCUUUACAGGCACACAGAACACCACCUUAAUAACGAACAGGCAUCAAAGUACCUCCCUCGGGACAUGUUCAGAGAGUCGGAAAAUAUUUCUACUUUUACUCAACACAAACACCAAGAAAAACUGAAUUUAAGUUAUCACCCAUCUUUGCAUCAGCAAGAAAAAAAGGCGGCAGUGGAGGCCUCUUCAGAUGAUCAGCCAACAGAUUUGAGUCUUCCAAAGAGCGUACACAAACAGACUGCAAAGGCUCCAGGCUCCGGCCUCCCUCAUUCAUCCAUGGCUCAGCAAGAAGGCAAAAGCAUCUCCCAGUUCCCGGCUGCGAGCAGCCAGGCCAUGAGCCUAGACUGCAACCCCAAAGCUUGCCGUGUGUCUCCCAUGGCCAUGACGGCCCCUAAAAAACACAGCGAGCUGCUCCACAGGUCUGGGAAACAGCAGGCCCAGAGACUCGAGAAUCUGAGGAAGAUGGAGGGGAUGGUGCAUCCUAUCAUCGGCCGCAGGACGAGCCCUCAAACCAUCGGGGCCGCCCGGCCUUUGAAAAGGAGCCUAGAGGAUUUGGACAAGGUCAUUUCUGAAAAAAAAAUCCGAGCUGUCUCUCCUCUGCACGUACCAAAGGAGACCCCGGCGAAAGAAAAGGUUCCCGAUCCAGAGGGGGAAGGCAGCAAAUCCGUGCAUGGCCUACAUUCUGGCAGCAUGUUGGAAAGCCACAAAUUUCCCCUUUCAGCCCCUAUCUUCACAGGCCUGUAUCCAGGAACGCUAUGUGCAGGGUUGAACAAUCGCCUCCCACCCGGGUAUUCUCAUCCUUUACAGUACUUGAAAAAUCAGACCGUGCUUUCCCCACUAAUGCAACCUUUGGCUCUUCAUUCCUUCAUGGUGCAGAGACAAUUCCUUACGUCCCCUGCAAAUUCGCAGCAACUGUACAGACACUUAGCUGCAGCAACACCUGUAGGAAGUUCAUAUGGUGACCUUUUGCAUAACAGCAUUUAUCCUUUAGCUGCUAUAAACCCUCAAGCUGCAUUUCCACCUUCCCAGCUGUCCUCUGUACAUCCCAGCACAAAACUGUAAAUUCCUUCACUCACACAAAAAAAAAGUCUGAGGAAAACAAAGUAAUGUUAAGUUAGUGACAUUCCUUCCCCUGUGAUGAUGUCUUGCAGAAUUAGCAAUCUGUAUUUUUGUUAACCAGGAUGCAGUCUUACCCUGUGCAGCGGAACGCUUCCGAGUUGGAUCCAGACAGGACUGCUGCUUUAAUUCUGGCUCCCACAUCAGCCCCUUCUCCCCUUCUCCUGCCCCCUGCAAAAAAAGAAAAAAAAAAAGAAAAAGAAAAAAGAAAGAAAGAAAUCAUUGCCUUUUGCAUAUGUGUUUUCUGAAAGGACUUGUAUAUGGUGAGAGCAAAAGUUCAAAGGGAGCCAUGGAAAUGCAGGUCCAGUCCUGAGCUCACUGAAAUCAGAGGUGAUGGUUGCGUUCAGUUUUCAUUGAGCCGAGGAUCAGAGGCGUUGCGUUGUUUCAAAUGAGUCCAGGACUCGAGAUGAACCUGAAAAGGAGAAGAGGGCCGUGAAUCCAUACAAUCAUUAGAUGUGCUUUUUGGGGUAACUUUUCCUGACUUUUAAAGAUUCAAUCAAUGCAAUGUAUAAUAAAAACGGCAAUAGAUUUUUUUCAUUUUAACACUAUUAGAACAGAAGGGUAAACACUGUUUAAUUUGACUGUACAUAUCCACUUCGUAAACUACCAGUGUCACAUUUGGUCACAAUAAUUUAUAUAGUUUUGUUUGUCCAGUAUAUUCUGUGCUCUUUAUGUUUGUUUUUUUGUUUUUGUUUUUUUUUUUAAAUUAAACAGUAUCAUUUUAUCUGCAACUUUUUUUAAAGGCUGUGGCUGUCCUAAUUUUUUUUUUUAAUGUGUUUGUAAUUCUUCCAGUUCCUUUAUACUUUUGAGCAGCGUUUUUGUUUUGUUUUUGUGGUAACAUUUACUGUUUACAAACUGAAGCAACUGAAUCUUAAUGGAUGAAUCUUAAUGGAUAUAAACAUACUGUAGGUAAUAUAAUGGUGCGAGGAUGCAAACAAAGUUCCUUUUCCUAUGGUCCGAUCCCGCAAGGUGCUGAGCACCUGCCGUUCUCCUAGUGUUGUCGCAAUGGCUCAUACGCUGCUUUUUCCCUCCUGCCGAGCUUUGCUUUCCCGUAUUGUGGUCCGUGAACUUGUCAAGAGUUGUACUUACCUUACCUAGGCUGUGAAACCCUCCUGCGUACCAGAGAAACGAUUUAGGAAACAAAACCUCACUGGCACAAGCUGCUGAAUAACAGAGGAGUGCAGAAAACGGAUUUGUGGUUUGCGAGAAUGUCAAGAAUUUCGGGAGUUAGAACAGGAGCCAAUGUGGAAUUGAACCAGAGGGUUUGCGAGCCCGGGGCUCGGUGGCUGGGUCGGG
Molecule: messenger RNA, 4395 nt
Organism: Struthio camelus australis
Lineage: Eukaryota; Metazoa; Chordata; Aves; Struthioniformes; Struthionidae
Source: RefSeq, a predicted model, not a curated record